Phytophthora infestans T30-4 is the source of this 888-nucleotide messenger RNA. Its product is annotated as Mitochondrial Carrier (MC) Family. Gene Ontology annotation, biological process: mitochondrial citrate transmembrane transport. The record is from RefSeq and is a predicted model, not a curated record. The transcript has a single exon. The coding region runs from base 1 to 888 and encodes 295 amino acids. Lineage: Eukaryota; Oomycota; Peronosporomycetes; Peronosporales; Peronosporaceae.
AUGACGGAGCGGGCACAACGCUUGACAGCCCUACAGAACGGAGCUGUGGGAUCACUUGCCGGCAUGAUCGAGAUGACUAUUCAGCAGCCCUGGGUGGCUGUCAAGAACGCAGUGCAGCAAGGUCGACCACUUCCUCGCUCGAUUUCAGCGCUUUACCGUGGUCUCGGAGUAUCAUUGUCCUCCAUUGCGCCCGUGAGUGCCAUCCGCUUCGCCAUCAACGGACAACUACUGCGCAGAGUGAGCGGGACAGAUGCGGCGCCUACGGGCCAAGUCAAGGUGUUGUGCAGCACGAUCUCCGGUGCAACGGCCGCGGUCAUAACAGGUCCGGCUGAAAUGAUCAUGACGGUGCAACAAAGCAAGGGAGGGGGCUUUGUAGCAACCGUCAAGGCUGUAGUGGAGGCCCGUGGCGUGAUGAGACUAAUGCGGGGCUACUCGGCCACCGCAAUUCGUGACGCUAUUUGGUGUGCUGGCUACUUGGCCUUGGGGCCGCUGUUCACGCGCGAGGUGCAUCGCUUGAGACCGCAGGCAUUUGGUGGGUAUGACACUGCGACUGCGUCACAAAAAGCAGCGGCUUCAAUUGCCGGUGGUCUGGCUGCUGGUCUCGUGGUUGUUUCAUUGACGCAGCCAGUGGAUACUAUCAAGACGGUUAUGCAGGGUGAGGCGAUGGAACUUCCUUCGGGUCGUGGACCCAGUAUGCUUGCCACGGCCGGACGAAUUUACCGUGAAGGGGGAGUUAGAAGAUUCUACCGCGGUAUUGUGGCCCGUGGAAGUCGCCUCAUUGGUGCAGUUUUUAUCCUUGGACAAGCUCGUAUGCAGCUAGAAGAGGUGUUUGAAGACCACGACUUGUUCAGGUUCAAUAAUGUCGCGAACUAUAAGCAGCAUGAGUGA